AAUGAGCUGUGUUUGGACAGGAAUAAAAAAGUAGAGAAGGGCCUCAGGUGCUUUAACUGUGCUUAUCUUUACUUUAUCUGCUGAACUAACUGAGUUUCACAGAGUGGUUCAGUCAGAAUGUUGAGUGCAGUGCUGUGUGUACUGUGUGUGCAGUUUGGAGGAAUUUUGAUGAACAGCACUCAACAUGCAGGAGAUGCUGAAGCUCAUCAUGUCUUUAAUUCUCUGGUGGCUGACCGUGUGUCUGUGACAGAACGCCUGAAGUCCAACAGAAGUCCUGAUGUUCCUCUCAGAACAGUUUCUGUGACCUGCAGUCCCUCUGCUAUGGAGGUGCACAUUAAAGCCGAUCUGUUUGACCUCGGAGUUCCUGUUAAUCCUGAACACGUGACACUUGGAGAGCGCUGUGGAGUGACCAAGGCCUCGUCUGAAGAGUUCAUCAUCCACACUGCUCUCACUGACUGCGGCACACGCUACUGGCUGACAGCCGAUGCCCUUGUUUACACUAACAUGCUCGUGUACGCUCCUGUUCCCUCUGUCGAUGGGGUGAUAAGACAGGAGAAGACCUCUGUCCCUGUGGAGUGUGCUUACAGGAGGAGGUUUGGUGUUGACAGUGUCUCGGUCGUCCCCACGUGGCUCCCUCACCUGAGUGCGCACUCCGCUGAACACACCCUGCACUUUGCUCUGCGUCUGAUGUCUGCUGAUUGGCAGGUGGUGCGAGGAGGCGUGUACUUCCUGGGGGACAUGAUAAACAUGGAGGCAUCUGUGUUUGCACCCCUGCUGGAGCUGCGAGUGUUUGUUCAAGAUUGUGUUGCUACGACGACCCGCGAUACGAAUUCAGUCCCCAGAUACAAGUUUAUACAAAAUGGGUGUUUUACAGACGGACAGCAGACGAACUCCACGUCUCAAUUCCUUCCCAGAAUUCAGUCUGAUAAACUCCAUCUUCAGCUCCACACCUUCAUCUUCAGGCAGGUGCACAGCGCACAGAUCUUUAUUAGCUGCAGUCUGAAAGCUGAACUCCAGAGUUCCUCCUCCAGCAGAGCAUGUUCCUACAUCCAGGGAAGUUGGAGGUCAGCAGAUGGAGAUCACUCUGUUUGUGAAAGUUGUCGUACGUCUGAUCAGUUCAGACAGAAUGAUGUUGAGAGACGAAACACACAGGCUGGUUCUGCGCAGAUGGAACCUGGAGAACUAGAGCUUGGAACCCCUGGAUCCAUGUGGAAGAACCCAGAACAUGCAGACACACACGUGCAGGCUUUGCAGCAGGAGGUGCUAGCUGGCCCACUGUCUCUCUCCUCGUGGAGGAGUGAAGUUUCGCCAUCUGCAGUGCUGGAGGGAGUUCACAUCACUCACAUUCCUUCACUUAAAACCAAAAGGCUGACGGCACAUGCACUACAGGGAAAUGUCUCAACGCCAGGUUCAGAGUAUCAACUCACCAUCACAGAGGAAAAAGCUGAGUGGGAGAGCAGAGUAUCCACAGAGCGAGAGAUGGGUGUGUCCUUGGUCACACCCACUCCUGAGCUUCACCUCACUGUGACUCCCCUGAUGUUCACUACACUGGAAAUGACCAACACUGUGUUUAAGACAAAAUCAACAGCAGCAGCAGGAAUUCCAACCUUAACUGCCAACAUGACUAAUCAUCUCCCCUUCAUCACUCCUCCCCAUCAUCAUCGACCUUCACCUGGGAAUCUCUUGCUGCUGUUGAGGAUGGCCCCACAUUCACAGCCUAAAGUUUUGGGAGGUUGCUGUGGAUGGUACCACACUGAUACCCUAAAGAUGGUUGCGGAUGGUCUCACCUGCAUAGUCGAAAGACUGCACUUACUGAAAACAAUUUACGCUCAAGUCUCAUUCAUUAUUCAGUGGAUAACUUCAAUUUGAUACUGUAGACUUAAAGCUAAAACAAUUUCAACACAGUUAGCACUGCUUGACUACAUACAUUUAUAGAAAUGUAAUUAUUUAUAAUCACAAUUAUUUAUAAUUGUUGUCACCCAGAUGAGGAUGGGUUCCAUUUUGAGUCUGAUUCCUCUCAAAGUUUCUUCACCACCGUCACCUCUGACUUGCUCAU
Pangasianodon hypophthalmus (striped catfish) is the source of this 2056-nucleotide messenger RNA. RefSeq names its product zona pellucida sperm-binding protein 3. NCBI's taxonomy places the organism in Eukaryota, Metazoa, Chordata, Actinopteri, Siluriformes, Pangasiidae. The record is from RefSeq and is a predicted model, not a curated record. The transcript has 11 exons. Gene Ontology annotation, biological process: binding of sperm to zona pellucida; positive regulation of acrosome reaction; egg coat formation. Gene Ontology annotation, molecular function: acrosin binding. Gene Ontology annotation, cellular component: extracellular matrix. Bases 118 to 1869 code for a protein of 583 amino acids.